Molecule: messenger RNA, 1299 nt
Organism: Chara braunii
Lineage: Eukaryota; Viridiplantae; Streptophyta; Charophyceae; Charales; Characeae
Source: the annotation of a GenBank genome assembly
GCGUGAGAAAAACGACGCGAAAUUUCAGUCAUUAAUCUACACCUUCUGCUUGCCGCGCUCUCUCUAGCCGCCAGUUGAAUGUGGCCGCGGGUGCAAGUAGAGGUCUAUGGGGCUACCAUUGACUGGGACUUAGAGCCCCCUGAACUCAUAGAGGGGGAUCUGGUCGAGCUCACGAUCCCCGGACGCAGCAUUCGAAACGCUGACGGCCAGUUUGCGUGGAGGUCCAUAAUCCUGUCCGAGGACAUGUGGCUUUGGACGUACAGAGAGCACCGGUCGAGACAAGAAUUAGGCGUAGUGAGAGCCUACUUGUAUUUGGGACCAGGUGCGGUUAGGGAGGCCGUGGUGGGCCUCGCGACGACAGGGACUAGUGACGCAGUUAGCAGGGCGUUACGCUACCUAGGGGAAGAGGUAGCGGCGUUCCGAGCGGAGGACGCGAGCGACCCGUUGACCCUAUUUCAUAGACGCCCUCCUCUUGAUAUCACGGGCGAACUGGUGGUAGCACGGGAUGGCUUUUUCCCGUACAGCGUUAGGAGCCUGCGGGCGAUAGUUCCGACGUUCGUAGUUGAGAGUGUCUUUGGAGGUAUUGGUGGAGUGGUCGAGACAUACCUGGCCUAUCAGGAUCUCAAGAUCCUGGCGAGAAGGCCUGCCGACCUAGACUACAUCUAUUAUUCGCUCGCGACUGGUGGGCCUCGUUGGGGAGACGAGAGGGUUCAGCUUAUAGAGCUGAUCCGCUCGAUAGACGACGAGUGGCCCCAGUCUCCGUGCAUUUGGGAUUGGCUGGACCGUGAGCUCCGAGCAGGCCCCGAGUACGUGACCUGCAUCGGGCGGCUCUUCUCAGACGACUGGGGGAGCUGGUGGAGUGAGGACGCCGGGCGACCUCUGAUAUACGGCCAUCAGUUGACGGAAUACUACCAGGCCAUAGGACAGGCGCCAUACCGCGUCGAGGACGAGUUUGACGACGAGGGUGGGAGCGAGAAGAUGACGAGGAGUGGGAGCCAGACUGGGUCGACCCAGAGAGUGAGGUUGACGAGGAGAAGAUUGAUGUUAUAGACGCCUAUUUUCCCAGGAUAUGAGUAGCGGUCUGGGCGUAGGAGGUAGAGGAGCGCACCAGGGCGACGGUUGAGUGAGCCUGGCUACUGAACCUAUUCGACCAUACUGGACCUGAGUGCGAGAGUUGUCUAAAGGGUUAGCAACGUCGGAAGAUGGGGUGCAUCGGAGGGAGUAGAGUGAAGUUGACCGAGAGUAGGAGAAGAAAUGAGGAGUGAUUCAGCGGCCUGCUUAGCUUAUGUUCUCACGCGA